Molecule: messenger RNA, 171 nt
Organism: Gastrolobium bilobum
Lineage: Eukaryota; Viridiplantae; Streptophyta; Magnoliopsida; Fabales; Fabaceae
Exons: 1
Coding region: 1-171 (56 amino acids)
Source: RefSeq, a predicted model, not a curated record
AUGGAUUCUGGAACGUCCUGGGCUGAUCAAUGGGACACCAACCAAGACCCUCUCCCGGGAUCAGAGAAAGACAAGAAGAAGGGCAAGGAUGGGUCGAGUGUGAGCAAAUUUGGAAAGGCUGUGAUGAACUUCAAAUGGGUAAAAGAACUCCGCAAGAAAACUCAGAAAUGA